AUGCACCACAUCGCCAUGACUCUGUUGGCAUCCCUCGCGGGCUCUGCCUUGGCUCUCCCUGGCCGCCACAGUCCCGCUCCCAUUCCCAGCGGAACCCCGAGUCCUUCUGUCCCCCAGUCGACUCUCUCCCACUCUGCGCCCUCCCACUCUGCCUCUACCCUGGUUCCGAGCCCGAACCCGAGCCACAACGGCACCGUGACCACCCACUUGCCUUCCACCACGGGAAACCCCCAUAGCACCGGAUCCACGGUCACCGAGACCGGCUCCGUGUCCACCAUCACCUCCACCAUCACCCGGACCAGCUUCGAGCCCUGCUCGACCGCCGUCAGCACCGGAGAUGGCACCACCUACUACAGCACCUGGCUCACCACCUCGGUGUAUGAGACCACCACCUGCUUCACCACCACCUUCGACUCCACCCCUCUGACAACUAUCACCCAUCUCCCCGGUACGGCCGAUACCACCGUCCCCACGGCGCUUCCCGGCGGACACGGCGGACACGGCGGCCACGGCGGGUCGGGCGGAUCGAACUGCCCGGCUCCUGUGACGGUGACAGUGACCGAGACCGUCAAGGAGGGCUCGGGAUCCGUGCCCACCGUGCAUCCCGGCAAGCCCUGCGCCCGCUGCGAGACCAUCACCUAUACCAACACCGAGGGACACACUAAGACCAUUGUCAUCCCCCCGUCGGGCGAGCCCACCGCGGAGCCCACCGGCGAGAAGCCCGGUCACUCCACUGCGACGGCGACGGCCACCGAGUCGGACUCGCAGUCGGCCACCACCACCGCUAAGCCCACCUUCACGCACACCCAGCCUGCUGGCAAUGGCACCCAUCCCAUUCACACCAAGCCCGCCAGCAGCCCCGUGGCGAGCGGCAGUGCGCAGCCGUCGGCCACCCCCUCCAUCCUCCGUCGCGUUGCCUGGAAGCCCCUUUACUAG
This is a messenger RNA of Aspergillus affinis, 936 nucleotides long. RefSeq names its product extracellular proline-rich protein. The transcript has a single exon. Lineage: Eukaryota; Fungi; Ascomycota; Eurotiomycetes; Eurotiales; Aspergillaceae. The record is from RefSeq and is a predicted model, not a curated record. Bases 1 to 936 code for a protein of 311 amino acids.